This is a messenger RNA of Kockovaella imperatae, 1391 nucleotides long. RefSeq lists its product as hypothetical. Bases 110 to 1300 code for a protein of 396 amino acids. The record is from RefSeq and is a predicted model, not a curated record. Lineage: Eukaryota; Fungi; Basidiomycota; Tremellomycetes; Tremellales; Cuniculitremaceae. The transcript has 4 exons.
CUUGCAGCUGCUGAGCUCAGCUUUCCAGAGUCCAGCUCCAGCUUCAGCUCCAGCUGACGGUUCCUCGUCCAUGAAUUGACUUGUUCCCAUUGCCCGGACCCCUCUCACCAUGCCGACCAAGCUGGGCGCUGCAGACUCGUUCAACUCCUCUGGAGCAACCAUCAUCCCGGAUCGCGAGCAGCGAGGUUCUGGACCGACCUAUCGAGCGUACAAUCCUAUCGCUGGACUCAGCAAUGCCAGACUAUUGAUGCCUGAAGACUCGUUCGGUCGACAACUCCAAGCGUUCUUAACUUCUGGAUCUACUACCAACGAUAGCCAGCAAGAGACCGAAGCGGGGGGACAAAGUGGAGAUUCAGUCAGGCCAAAUAUCAAUGAUGAAGCUGCAGAGGCUAUGCUACGUGACUUUGGGUUCAACUCGUCGACCUCUUCCCAUUUUACUACGCACACGCCUAACCCUUCAGACCUCAUUUCAAGCUUACAAAUUGAUUCGAAUGCUGCGCAUACCCACGCCCGAACCUCGCCAUUCAACUCGCACUCCCCUCUAGCUCAGGAAGAAGCUGCAUCCCUAUCUGCGACCGCAAGUGGCAACCAUCCCGAUCGUCCCGCUUCCGUUCUGUCUCACCAUUCUCACCACUCGCACGCUUCCCGCUCUCAUCGAGGCAGUAUCUCAGGCUCGGAAUACUCCUACACCUCGACAGAAGUAAGCGGAGACGAGGAUGUCCGAAUGGAAGCGGACGUUCCAGAACCAUUACAGACAGUCUGGAACGUCGGUGCGAUCGGUGGAGUCGUUCCUGCCCUAGGGUCCACUUUGACGGCAAACCCUUUCGCUUCCAAGGGCGGAACAGGGCACGCACAAUACCCUAGCCCCGUCUCGACUUCUGGACCUAGUCCACCGACCGUCCCUGGAGCCAUGUUUGGUGGUGGUGCCGGUGCUGGUGCCGGUGCUGGUGGUGGGCCAGUACGUGGUAUCGGAGCGGAAAAGGAGGAAGAAGAGAGAAAGAGGCUAGAAAGAUUGGAACACCGCCGAGAUAUCAAUCGCCGCUCAGCCCAAAAACAUCGCGCAGCGCGUAAAGCCGAACUGGAUAUUCUCAAUCGAACUAUCACUGAAAAGGAAGCGCGCAUCAGUCAACUCGAACGAGAAUUGGCAGUGGAACAGAGCAAAUCGAGACAAUUGGCGGAAUUCAUCAAAAUGUCGAUGGGUAGAGGUAGGACCGAUGAUGAGCAAGGUGAAGAGAGUAUAGGGGACAAGCAGGUCGUUGCAGGGUCCCGGCGGGUGUCUUCCAGACGGGGUGCGACAUGAAACAAAAUCGAACUAAACGAUCAUGACUGUGGGAUCGACUCUAUUUGAGUUGCAUGGAACAGAUCCACCCAAUCAACUUGUGCAUAUGACC